This is a messenger RNA of Rotaria sp. Silwood2, 513 nucleotides long. The record is from the annotation of a GenBank genome assembly. Lineage: Eukaryota; Metazoa; Rotifera; Eurotatoria; Philodinida; Philodinidae.
AUGUCAGAGAAUAAACAGAAAACACGAGUAACUGUGAUUUCAGUUCCACGCAAACGUGUUCGUUCAAAUAUCCGUAAAAAACAUCAAAGCAAGAAAUCGUUUAAUGAUUCAAACUUAGAAGUAAUGAGUGGCAUAUCAACUCUAUUUGAUCAAUAUAAAUCAAGAAUAUUGUUACCAACUUCCAUGUGUCCAUGUUUUGUCGAAACACAUGAAAUUUCAUCAACACCUAGAGCAAAUAUUAUUCACUUCAAAACGAUACGAUCAAUUGAAGACGAAUCUCAUUUGGUUUCAGCAGCCUCAUCAUUCAAUAAAUCCUUACCUUUAUUUAUGAACGAUGAUGCUUUAACUGGUUCAUCGAGAAUAAAUUCCAUGAGAGAAUAUCAAGAACAAAAAUCAAACCGAAGAAGUCGCCGAUAUACAGCCGGCAUUGUUGAAGAACAAUUCAAUAAAGGAACGAAAAGUAUUGAUAAAAAUAAAAAUCAUAAAAAAAACGUCGUUUUAUUGGUGAAAUAA